UCUCCAGGCUCCAGCUGAAGGACACUGAAACUGAGCGUGCUUCCGACCAAUGGGUUACUCUACUUUCGUACCGUCAAAGUCUUCUUCCCAGAGAGCCGGAAGCAUUGAGAUUGAGGCACCAUGGCGUUAUGCGCGACGAAGCUCGCUUACUACGACGACAUGUGGAAGCUCCAGUGCAGGGCGGCCCUCCUCUCCUCCGUAGAGGGUGACGAUGGUCGACGCGCUCUCAUCUUGGAUUCCACCAUAUUCCAUCCCCAAGGGGGUGGUCAGCCAUCGGAUACUGGUUUUAUCACUGACGCUGGUUCGAAUUUUAAGUUCGUCGUGGAAGACGUUCGGUUGAAGGACGGAUUGGUUUUCCAUUAUGGUUCUUUUGAGAACUCUACUGGAGACUGCAGUCCCGAACUCGAGGAAGGGCGAGAAGUUUGUUUACAUGUAGAUGAGCCACGACGCAAUCUCAAUUCCAGGUUGCAUUCAGCAGGACAUUUGUUAGACAUAUGCAUGCAAAAUGUAGGUUUGGGGCAUCUAGAGCCAGGGAAGGGCUAUCAUUUUCCUGAUGGGCCAUUUGUUGAAUAUAAAGGAGCAAUUCCACAGAGUGAACAGCAAGAUAAACAGAAGGAACUAGAGAUAGAGGCAAACUUGUUAAUAUCUAAAGGAGGGAAGGUUUCUGCUGCUGUUUUAUCAUAUGAGGAAGCUUGCAAAUUGUGUGGUGGAUGCCUACCUGAUUACAUUUCCAAGAGCAGCUCUCCUCGUAUUGUAAACUUAGGUGAAAACCCUGGAUGCCCUUGUGGAGGGACCCAUGUUGCAGAUAUUUCAGACAUCAGGAGCUUGAAGGUUACUCAAAUUCGGAUAAAGAAGGGGAUGACAAAAGUAUAUUAUAGCAUUGGCCCCUGAUUCUGCAGUCUUGAGGUUCUUCUUUCUGAACCAUUGAGUUGGUCAUUAGUACUGUAAGCCUGCUUAUUGGGACUUGACAUCAUCUCUGCCUUUUGGAAACUGCAACAGACACUGGUAUCAUCUGUAAUCAUGUCAUUAAUGAUUUCUGUUACUGGUAGCAAGUGACAUAGUUGUAUAGCUUAACAACCAAUCGAGGAUUGGGCCAAUUUGGGUUUGGAAGGACUCAGCAAUCUAUCUGGAUAGGUAUUGUAAAGAGCAUUAUAAAGUCAAUUUUAAGAUAUGUAUUGCAAUAUGCUUACCAAAUGCAUGAAUAUAGUUGGAAAUUUGGAUGUGUGGA
Messenger RNA from Nelumbo nucifera (sacred lotus), 1228 nucleotides. Its product is annotated as threonyl and alanyl tRNA synthetase second additional domain-containing protein. Gene Ontology annotation, biological process: alanyl-tRNA aminoacylation. The record is from RefSeq and is a predicted model, not a curated record. Gene Ontology annotation, molecular function: alanine-tRNA ligase activity; ATP binding; nucleic acid binding. Lineage: Eukaryota; Viridiplantae; Streptophyta; Magnoliopsida; Proteales; Nelumbonaceae.